AUUCACUGGACAUCCUCGUGCGGUCUGCAUCAGCUACUUGUCGCCGCCCAAACUCCUCCUGACUAUCCUCUCGUCGUGUCUCGUCGUCGAACUGGGCAUGUCCCGCCCAUGGAUGGGAAAGAGGAAGGCCGUGGGCCUGCCUUGUUCGGGCGCCGAAAGGUACCAUAGGUAGCGCACCGUCUCGCCUCCAAAAUUAUCUUCAUUGGUUGCUCUCGCGGUUGCCUGUCGAUGCUUCGAUACGUAACCGCGUUCAUGAUGACGAUCCCACCCCCAGGAAAGAGAACACUAGGAAGGUUUCGAUUUCGAGAUCUUGACGGUGAGAUCUCAUCGUACUUACUGAACUGAUCGCCUCGCCCGCGUUGAUUGUAGUGUCCUUGUUUGGCUCGGGGAUAUCCUCGCGUAUAAAAGCAGGCCCCUCCUCCUAUCUGGUAGAGUCUCGCUUCUGCCGCCCUCUAGCAACAGCAUGCCGCAAGACACGCAUCGCCCGGGAUGGGUGCCCAGCGAGGAGUGUGCUCCGGCAUGGUGGCAAGACGAAAAUUCUCAGGCUUUUCAGGGCGAGGAACCCAUUCAGAGACCUUUCGUCCAACCUCACGCGUACACUCAUUUCUUGGAAUAUCCUCUGUAUCAACAAGGGAGCACAACGGGCCAUGCCCCCAGUGAACUUUCUGGCUUCGUCGCAGACCUGCCAGACGAUAGACAGUCAGUACCACUGAUGAACGCGAGCGCGCCGGCUUUUCGUCACCCUCUUCCCCCUGCGUCUUUCGGCGGCUCAUCAUGCGACCUCGGCACGUUCCCCCGUCAUGCCCCCGGUCCUCCAACGUACUUCACGCCCUCUCCGCUGGCGCCUCCGCCUCCUCCCUCCCCUGCUAUGUCCACCGCGUCCAUGGGCGCCUAUCACAUCCCCCCAUCGCCCUCUGACGCCACACGUGGCCUCGAUCAAACCAUUGGCCCCCGCCGCGACGUCGGUUCGGAGGCACAGGCAGCAGCAUCUCACCAGCGCCGUCACCCGGAGAACGUCGGGGAAUCGAAGUUUCGGUGCGAUAUGUGCGGCAGAACAUUUACUAGGAAGCACAACUACAAUGACCAUUUACUGCGACACGCGAAUCAGAAGCAGUUUGCCUGCGAUACGCCCAGUUGCGCAUCGCGCUUCAACACGAACGGCGACCUCAAAAGUCACAUCAAGAAGAUGCACCGAACAGCUGAGACGCCCUAGGAGCUAGCGUGAAUUGGGCACGGUCUGCUUUUGCCCCGUUAUUUCUCGUUUAGCACAGCUAUUCCUCGUCUCGCUCAAUCCAUCUGGAUGGAUAUUGUACUUCCCUGACCGCUCACGACAACAGAUACCUAAAUUGCUCUUACUAUAUACCAUCUUGGACCUUUAAUUCCUCGAGGCUACCCUCGUUGUCAUCAUGUAACAAGUAAUCCCUAUCGUAUAUUUAGCGGCGCGCCACCAACCCUCCCUGACGAGAGAAGAGGCACCUUUGACCACUU
Molecule: messenger RNA, 1488 nt
Organism: Schizophyllum commune H4-8
Lineage: Eukaryota; Fungi; Basidiomycota; Agaricomycetes; Agaricales; Schizophyllaceae
Exons: 5
Coding region: 464-1213 (249 amino acids)
Biological process (GO): regulation of transcription by RNA polymerase II
Molecular function (GO): DNA-binding transcription factor activity; RNA polymerase II cis-regulatory region sequence-specific DNA binding
Source: RefSeq, a predicted model, not a curated record